This is a messenger RNA of Pygocentrus nattereri (red-bellied piranha), 4575 nucleotides long. It is a transcript of the gene npat, whose product is annotated as nuclear protein, ataxia-telangiectasia locus. NCBI's taxonomy places the organism in Eukaryota, Metazoa, Chordata, Actinopteri, Characiformes, Serrasalmidae. The transcript has 17 exons. Gene Ontology annotation, cellular component: nucleus. The coding region runs from base 193 to 4206 and encodes 1337 amino acids. The record is from RefSeq and is a predicted model, not a curated record. Gene Ontology annotation, molecular function: protein binding; transcription coregulator activity.
UUUCCGGGUGAGCGAAGCCUUUCCGCGCCUUUUCGCUUUAUGGACCGUUCGAGUCGCCUCGCUCUUUUUACAUAAUUAAAGAGUAAAAUGUUGUUUUGCACUUAUUUCGUUCGUAAAACUCGUGUCUAUAAAGUAUUCGGCCUUGCGAGAUAGUACAUAACACACAGUAGAUACACAACUAACCACAUAAACAUGUUGCUGCCAUCAGAUGUGGCGAGACUUAUACUUGGGUAUCUCCAGCAGGAAGGACUGACUGCCACUUGUCGAGCAUUUAUCCUUGAAAGUCCUAACCUGAGGGAGUAUGCUGAGCACAGUUCUGAGGAUGGAGCGAUCCCCGCCUGUGUUUUUUCUCUUUUUGGGAAGAACCUGACCACAAUUUUAAACGAAUAUGUUGCUGUCAAGGCGAAAGAAACAUGUCAGGAGAAUCAAAUACCAGCCAUGAUGACGUCGUUGUGGAAAAAGUUAGAUUUCACACUCAACCAGAUCAAAUCUAUGCAAAACUCUCCCGCUGUUCAACAAAUCCAGCGGCUCCGCACCCAGAACAGCAUUCAGAAUAUGCGGCGUCAGAGGGCCCUGUCAGCAUCUCUGUCUUCUAGCACUGUGUGCCUGUCUGUGUCUACUCCUGGAAACUGUGUCUCCAGUCCUAUCCCAGCUCCUCAAGGCAUGCUUGGACACUCCACGCCAGUGUGUUACACCUCCCAGCAGACCAGACCCUCUACCAUCACCCUCUCUCAGCCAGGAGAUUCAACUUUACAAAUUAUACUACCUGAUCAUAGAUUUACUCCAGGACCACUUUCUCCAGCCCGCAGGAAAUGUGACUCUCCUAGACGAAGGGGUGGAGGCCAGUUUGGAACUAGCAGGACCACUGCAGUGUCCAGCACUCUCAAUGUAGAAUCCCAGAGCCAGGAGGCUGUCACGGAAAACUUAUCCCAAAUGGUGAUUGAGAAUGCACGAGAAAAGAUUCUGAAUGACAGGUCCUUACAAGAAAAGCUUGCUGAAAAUAUCAACAAAAUUUUGGCAAGUGAUAACAGCCCCCAGAUAUCAAAGGCUGUGUGCAGCACAGUGGAGCAGGAACAGUCAAUAGAUGAAAUACUGGGCCUGCAGGGAGAAAUCCAUAUGACUGAUGAUGCCAUCCAGGACAUCCUCGAGCAGACCGAGUCAGACCCAGCUUUUCAGGCCCUCUUCGAUCUCUUUGAUUAUGGAAAAAGUAAGACAGCUGAGGGCAAUGAGCAGACUGAUGGUAAUCUCAGCAACAGUGCACAGGAGAGUGAUGAAACUGGCCAUGCAGACAGUGCUACAGGUACAGGCACUGGGUGUGAAGAUUCCACAUCAAGUGCAGAAAGCACUGCAAGGAAACUAAGGAGCAAAACCAUUCAGGAAACAAAAAGCAAAAGGAAGUCAAGCCUUCCUCUUAGCACAGGCAGGACAGUUCCGGCAGCUUCUCCAUCACGUCUACUUGCUAAGCGAACAACAUGUGCAAAAAAAGGAACCAGCAGGAACAAAGUUUCAGUCAGCAGUAAACAGGCAAAAGCCUCUAGUUUGACCCCAAGGGGGCAGGUGAACAAGAAAGCAGACUCAGAAUCCUCUGAUCAAAAUACAUCAAGCUGCUCUCUGUCUGAAGAGGGCACAAGCAUGGAGGUGGAUGAACCAACUAGAGAGAAGUCAGUUGCAUCAAAUCCUCAGAAGAUUCUGCAACCAGUACUUCAGGAGAGCUCUCAGACCACUGAAGUCACCUGUGAUAGUAGUAAAAAGGUCUCUGUAUCUAAUAAGCAAGGAGAACCUACUCCCAGGGUUGGAAUAGAUGCCUCUGGACUGCAAAAGGAGAAGACAGCAGAAAAGGCUGCAAAACAGAAUGCUGGUACACAAGGAGCUCCUGGAGCUUCAAGUCAAAGCACAGAUGAGCCAUCCCACCACAGAUUGGCACACAUUACAAAUGUUCCCAGCAAGACUUCCUCUCAGCAACCUGCAACAAACAAGGUUCCUGUACUAGGCACACAGGAAAAAGACGCCAAGCCCAGCAGUCCACGAGGCACUUCCUCUGAAACAUUGGCUUUAGUUACUCCUCAUUCUGCAGUCAGUUCCACUCCAUCUGCUAUAGUCCAUGUUUCUCAGUCCCAGACCACCGAGCCUGACCCUAAUAAAAUAGUGGCUUUGAAGAUAAUCAUCAGCGAUGAACACGAAGAGCAGAACAGUGACUCCGCUCUAAACCAGGCAGUCUCUAGCAUCAGUGAUGACUGCAUCCCUACCAUCUUCCUCUCCUCUCCAGCUAAAUCUCCAGCUAAGAUUGUGCCUGUGCCAACCUCCUCCAUAACUCCAGAGGAGACUGCGCAGGCAGUGAGCAGUUUACAGGGUGUUGAAGCUGCUGGAGCACCAACUGUAAGCAGCUCACAGCUUUCACAGGCCAGACUACAGAGUGUGGCUGGUCAGGAGGCCGGAUUCAUCCAGCUGUUACCUGCUAGCGCAACAUUUGGAGGACAAAACAGCUAUUUUGUUGUUACAGAUCCAGCAGCUACAGUUGAUCAGCACUCUGGUAUGAUGCUACUUCCAAGUAGUGCAGCACAAGGAGCAACAACAUGUGCAUCACAGUUGGUGGCAACGCCACCUCGAUCACGGGCUGUUGUGACCAUGUCAGCCAAUGCACCUCAAACCUUUUCACCUGCAUCAACCAUCAUAAUCUCCUCACCAGUUCAACCUAUGAUACAAAAUGUGGCAGUUCCAGUAUCUGUCUUUGGACAGAACACCACAGGAAAAUUCGCUGUACUAUCCAAUCAGAUGUUGGCUGUGCCUGGUCCAACACUGAUGAACCAACCUGCAAAAGUUGUAUCAAAAUCUAAACUUUUGCCUAAGGACAAUGUGGAGCUAGGCAAGGUUGUAACACCUGGAUCUGGGCAAGUUUCAAACGCCUCUCAAAGCUUAGAGCAGCUAAAGAGCAGUACCAGAGCGAGCCCUGGUCAUCGGAGAAUACUUUGCUUCGAUGAAAACGCUGACCAGACUAAUAAAACGAGCAUUACCACUACUGCUACAGCUUCCCCUGGAGUAAAAGAGCGCACAAGGACAGAUCGGAUCCAGCCUUCUCUUUUGGCCAGCAGUGGCGCCAAGAAGAGGGUAGAGACAGUAAGAUCACCAGAGCUAAAUCACAGUUCGGGCACAAAGGAGAAGCCUUCUGUACAUCAGGAACAAACAGAGCCUAAAAAAAGUGUGGACAAAGAAGUGGGAACUGAUCUGGCUGCUAAUAUCAGCACUUCCUCAACCAGUGCCACUCCGCAAGAUCCAUCUGUUAGAUCAGAGUCAAGACAAAGAUCACAGCUCACAUCAAAUACAGACGAUGGCCCAACUGUAUCAGCAGACAUGGCACAGAGUUUAAAGUCUUCCCCUCAGUCUAUAAAGCACAAGUCAAGCACAGUCAUGAAAAACACUUCACAAGAGGAAUCGCAUGAAAGAAGUCCUCCAAAUACCCUAGAGGAACCUUCUGAGAGCAGCACCUCACAGGACUCACCUGGCAUCACUGCAAACAAAGAAAAUGAAGUAGGAAGGCGAGAGCCACAUCAGGCAACAGCGGAAAACUUUGUGUCUUCUACAGUAAGACCCUCUACCCCUGCAUCUCAGACCAUGUCUGGUAAACAUAUGUGCAAGACCAGCCCACUUACCAAGCAGGCAGUGGAGAUGCUGCAGGACAUUCAGAGCCAAAGUCCUACUGCCACUACGCCCAGGAGAAAAGGAGCUGGCUGCUCAGACCUGCCACUUCCAAGAACACCUGGUUUAGGUCGCCUCCAGGAGGACUACCUGGAUGGUUUGAGGACUCCCUCAAGGCAGAGACUUGGACGGGAAGCGGAAGGCACACCGAAACAUCUAGUACCUCCUGCCACACCUGAUAUUCCAUCAUGCAGCCCAGCCAGCGAGGCAGGGAGUGAGAACAGUAUCAACAUGGCUGCCCAUACCCUCAUGAUACUGUCUCGUGCAGCCAGAACAGGAGGGCCUUUAAAAGACAGCUUGCGCCAGGAGGAGGCUGGUGCAGCCAAAUCCAGUGCUUUCAAAGGGAAGAAACGCAAGCACACAGAACCAAGCCCUAUGGCAAAGAAAGAACUACCGCUUUCAGGUUCAUCUGGAAACAAGAAGAAAGCUAAGAAGCAGAAGAAGCUGCUUGACUCCUUCCCACAUGACCUAGAUGUUGACAAGUUCCUGUCGUCCCUCCAUUACGACGAAUGAGAAGUAGAGGCUCAGCACUGCACUCAAGGUUGUCUGCCGAGCAGGCAACUGAAAAGAGAAUUCCAACAAGGAAACUUAUUGGCAGGACUUUUGUCUUAUUAUUCAGGCCUCACAUGAUAGUUGUGUAUAGUUGUUGAAUAUGUAUAUGCCUUAUUAUCCCAGGGAAAGUUAUUGUACAGAUCAGUUAUUGUAUAGUCAUUUUGCCAUAAUGCUGUACCUCAAUUGAAAGUCCAUAUCAGUGUCGAAUCUCUGAAAUGUAUUUAUGUGCAACAUAAAGUCACUGACAGUUUUGUGAUGUUCUAAUGUAGUUCAAAAAUAUUUGAAGCUAAGUUUUGUUUUAAUUAAAACAAACCUGACAAACCAAUGUAA